AGGGCCGGGACGAGUGAACGGAGCUGAACAGCUGCACAAAGGAAACAAAAAGGAAGCUAGUGUGUUGUUGUCAGCCCGCCUGGGAGGCUCGGCUGGGGGGUAAAAAGCACAGGUCAACGGGGUUUACAUUUGUUUGAGGCAAGGAUAGCUUUCAAGGGACCUGUCCUCUAAACGACCACUUGAGUUAAAAACCACUUGAGUCGCCAUGACCAGACCACUUGGAUUACUUGUGCUCCUGUCUGCUCUCUGCUGCUGCCUAGCGGAAAAUGUGGAGCUGCUCCGCACUAAGAGAGGGACUCGUUUUUAUAGAGGUGAGCCUGACAGGCAGCCAGCUAGACGGACGCUUUUGAUAAUUCAUGUCCAGAAGUCUUCACCUUCCUUUGAAACGUCCUUACAUUGUACGGAUAGUGAGACAUCAGCAGUGCGUAGUUUUGGGGACACUUGGCUGCAGUGGAGGGGACAGCGUGUGGAGUAUUGCCAUUGUGCAUCAAGAGGACGAGAGCGUUGUCAUAUUGUGCCCGUCAUCAACUGCUACGUGUCUCAGUGCUAUAACGGAGGGACCUGUAAGGAGGCGGUGUACACUUCAGACUACAUCUGUCAGUGUCCCCCCGGCUUCAGUGGGUCUCAGUGUGAGAUCAACACCAAUGAGCAGUGUGUAGUCGGGCAAGGCGAAGGCUACCGCGGCACGUGGAGUAUCAGCAAUUCGGGGGCAGAGUGCAUCAACUGGAACUCUACGUCUCUGAGAGGAAGGAGGUUCACGGCUCGGAAAGUGGACGCCAACAGUCUUGGACUGGGCAAUCACAACUUCUGCAGGAACCCUGACAAUGACAGCACUCCUUGGUGUUACAUCUAUAGAGGCACUCAGAUCGUCUGGGAAUUCUGUAACCUGCCCAAAUGUCCAGAAGAUAAGAACCAAGAAUGCGCGCAGGCCUCCGGUCAGUCUUACAGAGGCACGACAUCCGUCACCAAGAGCGGCUCACGCUGUCUCCCGUGGGACACCCCUGUUCUUAAGCGCAAACUCUACAACGCUUGGAGAUCUGAUGCAUUGGAGCAGGGGCUGGGCAGCCACAGCUUCUGCAGGAAUCCGGAUGGUGAUGAAGGCCCAUGGUGUCACACCUACAAGAACAUGCAGCUGACCUGGGAGCUGUGUGACAUUCCUCGAUGCUCGAGGGGCCCGGCCAUCAUCACCACUUUGGGCCCACGUGCUCCAACCACCAACAACAGAGCAACAUGUGGCCAGCGGUUAGACAACACCCUGAAUCAGCCGGCGUUCCGCAUGUUCGGGGGCAGAGAGAGCAACAUUACAGAGCAGCCGUGGCAGGCGGUCAUUAAUGUGUACCAGUCCCGUCUCAAGAAACACUUUCACCGAUGUGGAGGCGUCCUCAUUGACUCCUGUUGGGUCCUGUCUGCGGCACACUGCUUCGAGGACAACGAUAAAGUCGAAAAAUUGGAAGUGAUUUUGGGAAGAACGUUUCGCAAACAGAGUUCAAGCAGCGAGCAGAUUUUCAAGGUUGAGAAGUACUGGAUCCAUGAGAAAUUUGACAAAGAAACAUUUGACAAUGACAUUGCCCUUUUGAAGCUAAAGACGGACAUUGGCAUCUGUGCUAUAAACUCUCCGGAGGUUUUUCCUGUGUGUCUGCCUGAACGUGGGCUGGUGCUGCCCGACUGGACCGAGUGUGAGAUCUCAGGCUAUGGAAAAAACUCUGAAUUUUCUGCAGAGUACUCCGAGCGUGUUAAGAGAGGUUAUGUUCGCCUCUGGCCCUCAGAGCGCUGCAUCCCAGAUGUGCUGUCUGGACGCCCAGUUACCUCAAACAUGCUGUGUGCAGGUGACACCCGAGGACUGGACGAUGCCUGCAAGGGAGACUCUGGUGGUCCGCUCGUCUGCAGAAACAAGGACCAGAUGACUCUGAUGGGUGUGAUCAGCUGGGGCGAUGGGUGCGGUCGGAAGGACAAGCCUGGGGUCUACACCCGUGUCACCCAUUACAUCGACUGGAUCGAUGGCAAAAUUAAGGCGAGCCCGGUCUAAAGUAGAGACUGCAAGGAAGACGUUGUCAGACGACCGUACCCACAGACACAGUGGGUGAAACAGCAAACACAGAUGUGCGUAUCGGUGAGAAGAUAGACAGAAAGAUCCACAGGACUCCGAUGAUUCUGUUCAUCUGUUGAUCCAAACUGAUGGAGGUUUUAAACCAGCGGGACCGCUCGUACAGACACGCACAUAAGAGAAACUCAAUCAUGAGUUUUCGUUCUCGACGUAGUUUUCUCUUCCGUACUGUGCUGAAUGCGAACGUUUCUAUGGACAAAAACACAGAACAACACCUUUUCCUCCUCUUGGGUCACGUUGAUCUUGAUUAUAUAUUUUUUCCACAAUCUAUUUUUUUUAAAGCCUUUUAUGAAUUUUGCAUCCAACAAACUGGAGGUUCAGUGUGCUCCUCUGCUCUGUCUAUUCUGGCUUUAGCUCAUUAAUUGAAGAAGUCUCAGUGGUGGACUUCAGGUCAGUAGCACUCAACAUAAGCAUCUUUGCACAGUUACAGGAAGUCACAUAUGAAUGCUGGCAUUUUCAUGUGCCAAGAUUGUGUUGCAGAAUCAUCUUCUAGAUGUGAUGUUGUGUUGACUUAAACAAGUUUUAAUACAACAUGUUCUGUAUUUGCUUACUUUCUGGUCUAGAGGGGUUCCAGACCUUCACCCAAAACACAAAACCUGUCUGCUGGUUCAGAUCCUGCUUGUUUUGGCAGUUUUCACUCCCUGACAGCUGGGAACUCUGAGAUACUCACUCCGUUUAACAAACCUGUGUCCUGUUUCUUAAGCUUCACGAUAGAGGAAGGCCAAAAAACCCCAGAGCACUUCUCCAGCAGACACCUGGGUUGAGCCCAGCGUGCAUAUAACAUGUAAAUUGUCUGAAUAUUGAUUUUAUAUUGAAAAUGACAUAGGUGGCUUCUGUCCACUCAACUGCUUUUUGACUGCAAAGCUCAUCUCGUUAACUAACUCACGUUGUUCUGUGACUCGAUUUUUUAGAUGUUUUGUACUAAAUUAAUAUUUAUGUGUAUUUUAUACUGUUUUGUACUGUGGCUGUGUGUGUAGUUAAAUAAUUUAUUGUCACCGUCAUUGUAACCACAUCUAGCAGCAUACUCCUUUGCCAAUAAAUACUAUUUGGAAUAAUUA
Messenger RNA from Acanthopagrus latus (yellowfin seabream), 3162 nucleotides. It is a transcript of the gene plat, whose product is annotated as plasminogen activator, tissue. Bases 206 to 2026 code for a protein of 606 amino acids. Gene Ontology annotation, biological process: smooth muscle cell migration; plasminogen activation. NCBI's taxonomy places the organism in Eukaryota, Metazoa, Chordata, Actinopteri, Spariformes, Sparidae. The transcript is spliced from 15 exons. The record is from RefSeq and is a predicted model, not a curated record. Gene Ontology annotation, molecular function: serine-type endopeptidase activity.